Molecule: messenger RNA, 6525 nt
Organism: Schistocerca cancellata (South American locust)
Lineage: Eukaryota; Metazoa; Arthropoda; Insecta; Orthoptera; Acrididae
Product: interleukin-1 receptor-associated kinase 1-like
Exons: 13
Coding region: 194-2893 (899 amino acids)
Biological process (GO): protein phosphorylation; signal transduction
Molecular function (GO): protein kinase activity; protein binding; ATP binding
Source: RefSeq, a predicted model, not a curated record
AGCAUAACAGUAUCCACUGCCUUCUAAACGAGUGACAGUGGUUACCGCCUUCUUAGCUGAUUGAGUGAAAACAGCUGUUGCAGUGAGAGUAGUUGACUGUUGGCUGUUAAGUAUUGUGUUAGUGUGCGGUGAGAGGAGUUGUAUAUUUUGAAUUUAGGUUGUGGUUGUGUAACAAGUGUAAACAGAUGACAAAAUGACCAGUACAAAUUCGAGAGAAGUGAAAUAUAUUUACCAACUACCAUACUAUGAACACAAAGAGCUGUGCCGUUUGUUGGAUCACAAUGACAAGUGGGAAGAGCUUGGUGGAAAACAUAUGAAUUUUGACAUGAUGACAAUCCAUGAAUUACGGAGAUUUUUUGUAAGAGGUUUGUCACCUUCUGAGGAACUGCUCAACAGAUGGGGUCACCAAAACCAUACUAUACUGGAACUGUUUGCUCUGCUGUCAAAAAUGUGUUACUACAGAGCAAUGAUGAUCUUGAAACCAUUUGUUGAUCCACAGUACCAUCACUUUAUAUAUGAAGGAGAGCAGUUUCUGGACUUAACUGAACGUGCCAAGUACUUGGAGGAAUUAAAAAACAAUAAAUCAAAUGUGCCAGUCUUAUCACCUUCUGUUGUUCCUCAAGCAAAUUCCAGUGUUGCUGACAAGGACUUGCAUGUUGGAAUUCAUAACCUGAAUCUUCCAUCUGAGGCAGCUAGGAGGCCUGCAUCCAAACUUAUCUUCCCACCUACCACUUCAUCCCCAGAAGCCAAAGCACCAAACACAGUAGUGCAACGAACAGAACAAUCAGGAAACAUCUCCAAUGACAACAAUGAAUAUGCUACUGUGGAAGCAGGUGCUGUCAAUGCAGGCAGCCCAGCUGUGAACACGCCUGCUGCACCUGAAGUUGCUGCAGCUGCUGAGCCAGAGAAUAAGGACAGCAAUGUUCCAGGGAUAAAUACGCAGCGCAAAAUGUCCAAUGCUUCAGAUGUGUCAUCAAUUGCUGAAUCCUGUGGCACCAUACCUGAUAUUCCAUACAAAGAGCUGAUGGUUGCUACAAACGGUUGGGACAAACAUACAAUUCUUGGAAAGGGUGGAUUUGGAACAGUGUUUAAAGGAAUAUGGAAAAAUACACCUGUAGCAAUCAAAAGACUUGAACAGAGAACAGAAUCUGAUGAGAGUUACCAGGCUCAGAUCGAGCAAUCAUUGCGUGAGCUGAGAGUUCUGAAUGCAUGCCGACAUGACAACAUAUUACCUAUUUAUGGCUUCAGCAUGGGUGGAGAUGAGCCUUGUCUUGUGUACCAGUACAUGCCUAAUGGAUCUGUUGAAGAUCGUCUUCUUUGUCGAAAUGGCACUCCUCCACUGUCAUGGGAUCAGCGUCACAAUAUUGCUGAAGGGACGGCAAGAGGUCUUCAGUUCUUGCACAACAACAAAAAACCAUUUAUCCAUGGUGAUAUAAAGAGUGCCAACAUACUACUGGAUACCAACUUUGAACCGAGGAUUGGUGAUUUUGGGCUUGCACGUGAUGGUCCACAGGGUCAUUACACUCAUAUGAAAGUGAGCCGAGUCCAUGGUACCCGCCCUUAUCUGCCUGAUGAAUUCCUGCGUUCAAAACAAAUUUCCACAAAGGUUGAUACAUACAGUUUUGGAAUUGUUCUCUUUGAGCUGGCUACUGGUCAAAGAGCAUACGAUGAGUCGAGGCAGAAAAAAUUUUUGAAAGACCAUGUGGAGGCGUGUGAAGAUCAACAGAUCCUCACAUUAGCUGAUAGGAAAGCAGGCCCUUGUGAUCAGGCAACAUUUCUAGAACUGGUGGAGCUGGGCAAACUGUGUGUCCGCAAGCGUGCAAAAGAUAGACCUGAAAUGGAAGAAGUAUUGAAGCAGCUUGAAGGCAUGUCUAAUCGAAGACGUAUUGCAUCACGUGCUCAGAAUAUGGUUCGCCAGUUGACACCUUCAACCCCUUACGAGUUGCAACUCCUGCACGACAUCUGCAGCCAACAGCGCCGCAUGUCCAGCCCGUCAGCCAGUCCUGCUGCUUCCCCUCAGCCGUACGCCGUGCCUGAUUUGACCCCUGGAGCUCCAAACUUGCCUUUUAUUUCCCCACUGUAUCACCUCCAUCAGCAGCAGCAACAGCAACAGGUGUUACCACAGCAACAGCAAAUUCCUGGGGGAUUGGCAUCUCCUGUGCUGGCCAACAAUCGAUUUUUUGAUGUGGUCAGUAAUGGGAAUGCCCAAAAAAUGAAUGUACAUCCUGAGGAUGAAAACAGACUAGUGUACAAUAUUCAGAGGAAUGUACCAUCUCCUCUUCCUUAUGAAGGGAACUUCAAUAACAUUGUUGAAACAGCUGUUCCAAAUGAAAUGAAAUUGAAUGGUGUUGUUGACUCAGUCAUCCUCAACACACCCAGGAAGCAAAAUGUCCACCCCAAUAGUGGUGGCAGUAUAAAUCCAUUUCAGAUGAAUAGUUUGCAGAAAGCAGUGAAUUUAGUAGCAAAUGGUGCAGCUGAUAAUUUGAAUAUUGAUGGGCAAAUUUUGAAUUUGCCUAGUCGUCCAACUGUGCUUCCUAGCUUGAUUAAGACAUCUGCAGAGUCUGUUGCAUCACACCUUGGACAAAAUGACUUUGGACUGCCAUUGACAAUUCCAGCUGCUGCACCACUGAUAGCCGUUACACCACCAACAGCCAGCUCUUUCUCCAAGCAUAUACCAGUUGCCGAAGAAUCCGCAACUCAAAAUAACAGUAAAUCAGAAAAGGUAGAAGAGAGGGAUGCUGUGCUAGUAGUAAACAAUUUCGCACCUGGAGAGGCAAGUGUUGGUGGCCUGCCGUUACUCUCUGCACUUGGAAUUAAGAAUGAAGAUAACAUCAGAAGUGACAGUAACAAUGCAGACAGUUCCAGUGUUAAUGAAAGCACACACAUGUUGUGAUAACACUGCCGUAAUAACAUACUGAACAUCUUUCCAUAACUGUUAAUAGUAUGUAUUUGACAUUUAUGCAGCAGAUUCCAUUUGUUAAUAUUAAUAUUAAAUUUAAUUUUUCAGAGAGUGUAGAGGCUUGUCCUAUUUAAGUAUUAUGUAUGAACCACACACAAAGGUCAACAUUUUAAUGUGAUGAAGGAUCAGGAAUAGUUUUAUUCCACCAAUUUCUGAUAUUUCGACUCAGUUUUAGGCUAUCUUUGCCUGCAUGAUGACAGAUAGUGGGAGGGGUGUUAAUCAGUCAACCAGCAUUUACCAAUUUUGUCACUUCAAUGCAGAUUUAUGGAAGGUGGACAGAAUCUUCUGGACACUAAGAAACAAGCUUUCAUAUAGAAACUCUUAAGCACAUGCAACGGAAAUAAGUGGGCUCAAGGUAGUUUUGUAUACUAUCAUGUUUUCUCUCUGUGCCUUCAUUUUACUUGGCAGCUUUAAGGUAAAAAUGAAUUGUCAUGAAGUUACUAUGUGAAUGGUUAGCUAACCAUGUUUUCUCCCCAAGCAUUCAUUUAGUCCUGUGACAUGUUAGUUCUCAUACUUGGCACCAUAAAAUUUGGUUGAAAUGUUCGUGAUUCUCAUUUUAUAGGAACUAGUAUAGUUUCACUGUCUGCCCCCAUAGCUGAGUGGUCAGCAUGAUGGAUUGGCAUCCUAGGUGCCUGGGUUCGAUUCCCAGCUGGGUCGGGGAUUUUCUCUGCUCAGGGACUGGUUGUUGUGUUGUCUUCAUCAUCAUUUCAUCCCCAUCCUGUGCGCAGGUCGCCCAGUGCGGCGUCGGAUGUAAUAAGACCUUCACCAAGGCGGCCGGACCUGCCGCACAAGGGGCCUCCCGGCCAAUGAUGCCAAACGUUCAUUUCCAUUUUCACUGUUCACAGUUUACAAAAUUUGAAAUUAAUCUAUCUGGAAACUGUAUCUGUGAAUUUUGUUGUAAUUGUCUGCUGUUUUUCCCUUAACAGUUUCAGAGAGGGCCAUCUCAGAAGCAGAGAAUGUAAGUUUCACUUUCAUAAUGACAAACCUGUCUCUUCAUGUUUUACAUUGUAAGUACCAAGAUUGAAAAUGAUUUGCAAAAUUACUGAAAGCUCAAAUGUCUCUAGUAAUUGAAGCAGUAAUUGUUUCUCCAAGGUGAAGUUGUUGUUGGUGGCUGUUAUGUACUGGGAACUGUAUAAUCACUUAUUUUUCACAAAAGCCUCAAAACAUGAUGGAAAAAAAAGAAAGAAAUCUUAUAAUGGCUCUGUCUCUACACUACAGUAUCAUUUGAUCGUGAAUAAAAUUAAAUUUUUAUCAUCUUAUAAUGUGCUUCAUACAAGCAAAGAUACAGUUUUGUCAAUUCUAUCACUACAAACAGGCUAAUGAAAUUAACAUCCCUUAAACUUCCAAGCUGGUAGACUGUGCACAUCUUCAGAGCCAAAGUGGUGAACUUUACCUUUGGAGAUGUCUCCGGCAUUUAGAGAGGAAACGUUAGGAGAAAGGCCAUGGCUUGUCAGCCCGGAAGUUUUGAGUGAUGCCAGUACCAGUUGUGAAAGUUUACAUUGUAUAGUAAAAUUAAUCUAAAGUUAUAAUACAUAUGACGUUACAUAUAGACAGAUACCAUUUUAAAUGGUUAUUCAAGAAAUCUUCUACUUUAUAAUAGAAAUUACUUUUCAUUUAUUUUUCCAGGUCUGUUUCAGUAUUUUUUGAAUUUGGUUCACACUUUCUCUUCCUUAUUUUGGGAGAAGUCUGUGACUUGUUUUUGAGUAGAGAGCAGAGAAAUGAAAAUUUGUGCGUGGUACAUUGCAUCAGUUGUGCUUUCUGAUUCUGUGAGAACUUAACAUCAUUAUUAUCAUUUUUCUUUUUCCUUUUAGUGCCAUUAGACACCACACCAAGUAACUAUAAGGAAUUUCUGGAAGCCUUUUUUGCUUUGGCCACCUGCCUUCUCUUGUCUUUCCAGCUGUGAUUUUGCUUGUAAGCCCUUACAAUUGUUGAACAGUGAUCUGUACUUCGAUCAAUUAUGGAUGUCUUCCUGAUUCAGUCCAUUACUCUUGAGGUCCUUCCUCAUUGUCUUGAAUCAUUUAUUGGAGACUUUGCAGUCUUGGAACUUGACAUGUUGCCCAUCAUAAAGCAUGAUUAGAAGUGGAAAUAAAUAAUAGAAAAACAAAUAAAUCCUAAGGCUAUAUGAGUAUUGAAGCUUGUAUCAUUGCAAUUGUACUUUGACACUUACCCAGUCAGUCGCCGAGCCACAUGCAAUGCAUUCUAAGUACAGAGAUUUAAAAAUUUUCCUGUUAAAGUGGUGCUUUAAUUUGGCAAUGUAUUUCAUGUUAUAACUGUUUGCAUAAAAAUACUUGUCAGAGUGGUAGAAAAAACUGUGUUUGUUGUUGUUCUGACACAGUAUGUAUUGUAAUUCGUAUCUCCUGUUCUAGAUAUUCCAUUCCUUUCCUUUCUUCCUGUUGUUUCUUAUAUUACAUUUGUAUGAAAAUUUGACCACACAGCUUUUUGCGGGAGAUAUGAAAGCAUUUCUUAAAUUCAUGUCACUUAUUAAUUUUUUAUGAUAUGUAUCUGUUUCAAAAUUUGUUUUUGUAUAAAGGGAAAAUUGUUAACAGGAUAUUUUUGCCAUGUAUUAACAUUCUUUGAGAGGAAAGAAGUCUAGGUAGUGUGGAGUAAGAGAAGAUGUAUCGUAGAGGCCCAGAAGCUGUCUCUUUCAUUUAUUUUAGCUGUUCAUUAUAAGAAUGAAGUGGAGAUAAGGAAUAUGUUGUCAGAAACUACAUGUUGCUUUUAGGCAUAAUCAUAAUUAUUUACAAAAAUGAGAAAAGUUUGAUAAUGGUGGUUAAUGGGUAAAUAUAUGGACAAGAAAAGCUAUCUACAGCAAACACAGCAUAACUGUUAAAUAGGUGUGAAUUAAAUUGACAGUUUUUGUCCUCUUUACUUUGUGUGUUACAAGGAGAGUACAAGUGAUUUUAGUACUGAAGCUAAUGUGCCUGUUCUAUGCACAGUGAAUUUAAAUUUUGAACUAAAAUAAUAUUUUAGAUGAAGUGAAACAUGGGUAAUUGUAGAGUGAAUCUCUAAACGCUGUGCUCUUUCUCCUUGUUUCUGAUGAUGCUAAAGAUGUGAUCUCCUCCCAGUAACUCUUAAAAUUGAUUGAUUAUUAUGUACAUAUUUUUACAAACCAGUUAUAAUGAAGAGGAGAGAAGAAAGGCAAAUAGAUUUUAGAAAUUUCUAUUUUUAGAGAAAGAUUUUAUAUAUUAUUAAAGAAUUGAGUGAAAUGAUUUUCAAGAGCAAAUGUGAUAAUUAUAAUGCUUGCUUAAAGUCUGCAUACUGUUUUGUUAAAGAAGCUGAGCAUAAUGGAGAUAAGAACUCUAUUUUAUAUUAUACUGUUAUUGUGGUUAAGAAGAGGAUUUAAAAACAUAUAAUGCCACAUAGUGAGGAAAGAUUUAUAAGAAAAAAGCAAAAUAAAAGAAAACGAAAAACAUUUCUGUGUUAAUGCUAGUCUUACUUUUAAGGGAAUUGUAAUAUCAAAUGUUAGAUAUUUUUGAGAAUAUAUUUUAAUAUUAAUAGUAAAAUUUUUGUAAUAUUUGUCAUUGAAGCAUGAAGCUGUUUGAUGAAUAAAAGACUAUUUCCAUUAA